AUGGCGUCCCGUGAGGACUACUUAGUUGGGUGGGUUUGCGCAUUGCCGGUAGAGGUUGCGGCAGCCAAAGCGACGCUUGAUCACAUUCAUGAUAACCUGCCUUCAUCACCUGAACACAACUUGGACGACAGCAACAACUAUAUUCUAGGCAGUCUUCAAGGUCACAAUGUCGUGAUCGCGUAUCCAACUUCUGGCGUCUAUGGCCAAGUGUCGGUGGCGAGCGUGGCCACCCAGCUGCUCGCCAGCUUCAAAUCUAUCCGGUUCACUCUGAUGGUUGGCAUUGCAGGAGGGGUUCCAGAAACCAAAGAGGAUAUUCGUCUUGGCGAUGUCGUUUACGACGUAAACGGGGAGCAAGUCGAUGAUCAAAAUCAGUUGGUUCGCGGCAGGGCAUCAGAUCAGCCGACACCAUUACUUCUUACAGCUAUGGGAAAGGCCGAGACAGCCGCCAUCUUUGAUGAAAGUCAUAUGUCUAAGUACAUCUCUGAGAUUGUGCAGAAAGAUCCCGUGGCCUUUGCCCAUCCUGGCCCAGGGCAAGACGUCCUCUUUGAACCAGACUAUCAUCACACAGCCAUUGAGUCUGAAGAAGAUGGAUGCGAACAUUGCAAUCCAGAUAGGAUCCGGCCUCGGCAGCCACGGGAGACACAAGACCCCAUAGUUCAUUAUGGGUUGAUUGUCUCUGGGAAUUCUCUGAUACGCCACGGAGCGACCCGGGACCAGCUCGCGCAGAAGCAAGGCGCUCUCUGUUUGGAGACGGAGGUGAACGGCCUGAAAAAUGCUGCCAAGUACUUGGUCAUUCGAGGAAUCUGCGACUAUGCAGAUUCGCAUAGCUCCAAGCUCUGGCAUGCCUACGCCGCCGCCGCAGCAGCAGCAUAUGCUAAAGAGAUCCUUUCUUUCAUACCAACGAUUGUCAAGGCGACAACUCUGGCAACAAACACAUAUGCUGAGGCCGCGCCGGUCCUUGAUGCUUUGCUACUAACCCGGCCCGAAGUUGACCGGAAAUCCCUUAUUGCUUUGAAAGGGCGCAGAGUUGAUGGCACCUGCGAGUGGCUCGUACAGCACCCCAGCUAUCAGGGGUGGCUGGCAGACGCCAACCAACCACUUCUCUGGAUCUCAGGCGGCCCUGGAAAAGGGAAGACCAUGCUGUCAAUCUAUAUUACCGAAGUGCUACAGCCAAUUGUUGACGUCGGUGAAAAUGUUCUCCUUUAUUAUUUCUGUAGCAACCGCGAUAAGAACCGCAACACCGCACUUACCAUCAUGAGAGGCAUCAUACAUCAAUGGAUCAGCCGCCAUUCACACUUGGCGCAACACGUCAGGAGUUCCUUCGAGGGCACUGAAACAACCAAAUAUACCGUCUCCAGCUUCGUCUCCUUGUGGAGGGUGUUUCUUACUCUGCUUCAGCAGAGCGGGUCUUCUCAGGUAGUCUGUGUGCUGGAUGGUUUGGACGAAUGCGAAAAGGAAUCACUCGGGCAGCUUCUCGAUGCCAUUGGAACCUAUCUAUCGAAGUCUGAGGAAAAGGAGAGACCACGACUGAAGCUCAUUCUUCUCUCUCGACCACAACCAGCCAUUUUGGAGAGAUCGCUUGGCCAAUAUGAACAGAUCAAAUUGGACGCUUCUGGUACAGAGAUUUCGCGUGAUAUAGAGACAUACAUCUUCGCCAAAGUUGCCGAACUGGCAUACGACCAAAACCUCUCGGAAGAACAGAUUGCCCAAGUUCAAAAGGCAUUGUUGGCUGGCGCUGAUGGUACCUUUUUGUGGGUUGGAUUCGUUGCCAAUGAGCUUCAGGGCAGGAGUUGGGACAAAAUGAAUGAGAUUCUCCAUCGUGUUCCUAAAGGCCUUGGUGGUGUCUACCAACGGCUUCUUCAGCAAAUUGAGGACAAGGAUGCGCUGGUCCCUAUUCUUCAAUGGGUUGUUCUGGCUGCCCGGCCUCUCACACUGGAUGAGUUGACGGCGGCCACCGGGAUUAAGGGAUCUGGGAACUUUUCGGCAACGGACGUGAUUAGGAAUCGGCUCAGACUCUGCGGACUAAUGGUGAAAAUCCAAGGAAAUGUAGUCAACCUGGUCCACGAGUCGGCAAAGGAGUUUUUUCAGAGCAAUCAAGUCAACAUCAAAGGGAUCAGCAGGUUCCGCAUGAGCCACGACACUCAUAGGAGUCUUAUGCGAACCUGCCUAGAACACGUUGAACGUGGUUAUGGAAGCCCCGGAAAUAUGAAAGAGAGAUCUGCCAAAUACCCUCUCUUGACUUAUGCCAGCCAGUAUUGGCCGGUUGAGUCUCCAAUCCGGGACGAUUGGUGGAAAUUCUACUGGGAGCAGGAGAAGAAUGGCAGAAAUCCGCCCAAGUUCACGCUCUUGCAUCUUGCUGCGUACCUUGGCAAUGUAUCUUGGGCCAAGUUGCUGAUCAAAGAGAGUUCUCGUGCCAUUUCGAGAAAGGACAAUUACGGCCGGACGCCACUUUCCUGGGCCGUCAACAGAGGUCACCGAGACAUGGUUGAAUUGCUGCUUGACCAUGGUGCUCGUAUCAAUGUCAAAGAUCGGAGCGAUUUGACAGCACUCCAUGUAGCGGUUACUGGACAGCACAAGGAGAUUGUGUCUGUGCUGAUCGACCGGGGUGCCCGUCUCGAGAGUAAAUCCGAGCAUGGCGACACACCCCUGAUUCGAGCCAUUCAAGCGAACUCGAGGGAAAUCAUCCAGAUUUUACUCGAGCGUGGAGCACGUGUGAACAAAUUGCCAACUCCUCCAGGAGUUGCAUCCCUGAGACCACCUACGGAUCCAAUGGAAGAGCGGGUAAAGGAGCUAUUGACGCUUCAAGAACCAAUUUUCCUUGCAAGAUACAACAAAGCAUCACGAAAUGUUGGCAUGGUCAUGAAAGCCCUAGGCCUUUCGUUCCGCUUUCCCAUCAUUCUUCGGUUGAUGACACUGUAUUUGAAGUUUAUAGCGUUUGACCGCUGGGAGCAUAUGUCUGUACUGCAGGAGCUCGUUGACGAGAACAGAACAGACGAACUGCGAGAAUGGGCUGAACAGUAUCGCGAGUUCUUCGUCCAGUUGGUUGUUGCCAGAAAUCCUAGAAGAUUAACGGCCAUGACCGACUUGCCAACGCAGAUAUUCCGGGCCGUCGCUCCUGGAGAUCUUCACGCAUUGCUGGCAAUCGCAGUUCUUGUCGGUUCGGAAACUAAACUCGCAGCCAAUCGACAAGGAUGGAGAGAAGGAGAUUUCAUCACAGCGAGGGCAUUCUCACAUUGGGCCGCCGUUGCCUAUGACAGAGACGCAGAAGAGUACUUGCACUAUGGUGUUCGCGAGUUCUUGAACGAUUUCGAUGCUUGUAUUCAAAGUGGAAACCGAGAAGAUAACGUGCAUCGUUCGGCGUUACUCUUGACCUGCCAGUUUGGCAUGCUCGAUAACAAAGAGCCGAAACCGAUCGAUUACUUCGCUAGGGUCAUUGCAGAAUUCUACGAGGGAUACAUUGGCAGCAGCCAUGAAGUUGACUUGUUCAGUGACUUGAACCAGGCAUGCGCCAAUGAGCUCAUGGUCAUCAGCCAAACCCAAGACUCUCACAGGCUAUCUCUCUUCCUGACGAGCAUUGUCCAAUUUGCUCAGCGUUCUCAAGACAAGGGAUUGGACCGCUUUCUCAACAUACCCUCAGCAUCAUGCUUGAUUCUCUGCCAAGAAAAUGCCGCGGCUCACAGGUGGCUGAUUGGCGAGGCAAUCCCAGAAGCAUUUAGUGCUUUGAUAGCACAACAACCCGCCGGAGCGCUUCAGAAGAGGGCGUGCAAAACUCUUGUGGAGUGCUUGAUCAUUGCAAAGCAGUAUGGGUUGGCAUUGCCUGCGGCGGAACUGAAGCAAAGAGUGAAGCAGCACUUGCACGAAUUGCCGGGAAUCGAAAAUAUGAUAAAGGGGAUUAUUGGUUUAUGA
Trichoderma breve is the source of this 3906-nucleotide messenger RNA. Its product is annotated as ankyrin repeats (3 copies) domain-containing protein. Bases 1 to 3906 code for a protein of 1301 amino acids. Gene Ontology annotation, biological process: nucleoside metabolic process. Gene Ontology annotation, molecular function: protein binding; catalytic activity. The record is from RefSeq and is a predicted model, not a curated record. Lineage: Eukaryota; Fungi; Ascomycota; Sordariomycetes; Hypocreales; Hypocreaceae. The transcript is spliced from 3 exons.